UAGCGCGGCGCCGGCGGUUGAGCUGGAAGUCCUCGGUGCCGGUCGGCGGCUGGUGGGGAAGCUCCGAAAACCCGAGUGUCCGCUGCUCGGAUCAUCCAAGUGUUUGAGCAUGGCAGAAGGGGAUACCUUGGUCUCAGUGGAUUACGAAAUUUUUGGGAAGGUUCAAGGGGUGUUUUUCCGCAAGUACACGCAGGCUGAAGGUAAAAAGCUAGGCUUGGUAGGCUGGGUCCAAAACACUGAGCGGGGCACAGUGCAAGGACAACUGCAAGGCCCCAUCUCCAAGGUGCGGAAUAUGCAAGAGUGGCUGAGGACAAGAGGAAGCCCUAAAUCACACAUCGACAGAGCAAAAUUCAACAAUGAGAAAGCCAUUGUAAACUUGGAUUUUUCAGACUUCCAAAUUGUAAAGUAGACCUGAAUUUUAAUUUUUUCAAAAUAAUCUCACUUAUUUUUUUUUUUAAAUCAAGAUAGAACUAUUCUGUGCUCAUUAUUAGAAUUUGUCAGUAAGUUAUUUUGGUUGCCUAUUGAAAGUUACUGUGUAUUGCAUGUAUGCUGGAAUACAAUUGUGUACAAUUCUAACCAAUAAAAUCACAUUAGAACCUCA
Molecule: messenger RNA, 601 nt
Organism: Psammomys obesus (fat sand rat)
Lineage: Eukaryota; Metazoa; Chordata; Mammalia; Rodentia; Muridae
Gene: Acyp1
Product: acylphosphatase 1
Exons: 3
Coding region: 110-409 (99 amino acids)
Molecular function (GO): acylphosphatase activity
Source: RefSeq, a predicted model, not a curated record